Messenger RNA from Chenopodium quinoa (quinoa), 1582 nucleotides. RefSeq lists its product as uncharacterized. The record is from RefSeq and is a predicted model, not a curated record. Bases 752 to 1483 code for a protein of 243 amino acids. Lineage: Eukaryota; Viridiplantae; Streptophyta; Magnoliopsida; Caryophyllales; Amaranthaceae. The transcript has 3 exons.
CAUUAAGCAUUGCAAUUUAGGGUUUCAAUUGACUGUAGUAUGUGUCGUUCACCAAUUUGCACUGGACAAUCAGUUCUAGUAAUAAAUUUUGUGCUUCCGGUGGAUUUUGGUUCAGGUUGUUAUAUAAUGGACUACACUGGUUAUAGUUAGUUUGCAUAGAUUGCAGUGGUUGGAUUUAAUUUUAGUGUGUGUGAUUUUGUUUUUUUUUUUUUUUUUUUGUGCUGGUUUUGGAGGAUGUGGAAUACUUAUUUGCACUUUUUUUGAAAAUGUAGGUGAAUUAAAUUAUGAAGAAAAAGUCUGUGGUUCGGAAUUUAGGUUGGCAAAAGGGGGUAAGUCAUUUAUACUGUUUUGUGUUUUGGGUAAUCUAUUCUAAAAACUGUUGAUAUUGAAUUGUUGGUUUGGAAUUGGGUAUAGGUCAGUUUGAAGUCUUGUAAAGGAUCUGUAAAGGGGCAAGGGUCAUCUAAAUUAUCUAAGGGGAAAGGGGCUGCUAAAAUACCUAAUGGUCAAGACCCUUCUAAAGUAGUUGUCCCUAGCAGCAAAACAAAUGCUAAGAAAAGGAAUUCCAAGCAUUCUGAAAGUGAUGAGGAUGAAAAGGAUGUGGAUUAUCAAGCGUCAAGUAAUUCCCAAUGACUGUGCUGAGGAUGAUGGUGAUGAAUAACAGUCAAGCUCUGAAGUGUUGAAGGGAUUGUUGGUUCAUUUCUUACAGAGAGACAGUAAGAAGAGGAAGUCAAAACAUAUUGAUACAAGUUCAAUGAAAAUCCGUAAGGAGGAAUGGAGAAGUCAAGGGCAUAGGAGAAGUGAAGGACAUAGAGUGUGUGCUAGGGGUGAGGUGAUUAGGACACAUUUCGAGAAUGUCGGGAAGCAACCAAAUAUUGUCUGUAGAGUGGAGUCAUUUUGUGUUGCAGUGCAGAAGUUUGAUGAUGACCGACGACAAUUAGUUAGAAGGAUGGGGUUUGAAGGGUUGUUGUGUCUGGAUAUGAAGAACAUUCCGCGGCAAUUUUGCUAUUGGUUGAUGACUAGGGUAGGAGCUCAUGGAACAGUUGUUUUUGGUGAUGGAGUCAUGUUGCCUCUUGGUGCAAAACAAGUUAGGUAUAUACUUGGUAUACCUAUGGGAGCCAAUCUAGUGCCCACACAUGUUGAUAUGGAGUGUGAGGAGGAGUUCCAGAAUGUUAAUAGGAUCAUUGACUUGUAUGGUGUUGGGUCUAAGAAGGAAACAAUAUCACUAGCUGCGGCUUCAAGGGUAAUGUGUCCACUUGAUGAUUCUGGUGAAAUAUUUCCGUUGGGUGAUGAUGAGCAGGACCAAGAGGAUUUCAUGACUGCUUUUAUGGUAGUUGUGCUUGGAAAACUGAUAUGCACAACUACAAAUAGCUCGAACAUGGCUAGGGCACUAGUCCCUGUUGUGACAGUUGCCUCUAGAGCAAUUGAUUUUGACUGGUGUUCUUUUACCUUAGCAUGGUUGUGUGAUACCGCUGCUCGCUUUUAGAAGAAGUUUUUAAAAGAUGGUUUUAGGUCUGGUUGCGGUGGGUGUCAUUGAUAUACGUGUUUUAUACAAUGGUUUUCCCCGGUUUUACUUAGUAAUUUU